AUGCGUCUCUCACUCUCCAUCUUCGCAGCCUAUCUGGCCACCAUCGCCGUAGCCUUACCAACCACUCCUACCGAGACAGGAACCCUCGACACCUCAUACCCCAACGCCAAGCUAGUCUUCUCCUCCGGCGUUGGCAAAGAAGCGAAACGCGAGCAAUGCGACGGCAACCCUACGAACUUGCAAUGCUGGCAGAAUAAGAGAUGCGACAUUACGGAUUUGGAGUGUUGGCAGCAUCAUUAUGGUGAUUUUGAGAGAAGUGAGAGACGAGGAAAGGCGGCUGUGCCUGUGUAUGGGAUUCCGGAGGCUUUGGAUCAGUAG
This is a messenger RNA of Talaromyces amestolkiae, 318 nucleotides long. RefSeq lists its product as uncharacterized. The record is from RefSeq and is a predicted model, not a curated record. NCBI's taxonomy places the organism in Eukaryota, Fungi, Ascomycota, Eurotiomycetes, Eurotiales, Trichocomaceae. The transcript has 2 exons. The coding region runs from base 1 to 318 and encodes 105 amino acids.